AUGUUUUUGUUUCUCUUGUUGUCGUUCUCUGCGGCGGAAGUAAUUUGCGACUAUGAUGAGCCCUGUACAAGGCCAUGCAGCGAUUCUGUCUGCGAGUUCUUUUGGAACAUCGAGCAUCGACUGACGGGGACUUGGAGGACGACGGACUACGGUUCGAAAAGGAAUUAUGCGAAAGGGGCGCUGCGAGAUUUUCCGAUUCGAUGGAACAAGACGCGUAACAAUUUCGACAUCGUCCAAGAAGGAAUCAACAAAGGAGUCGAAGAAGUGAUCGACGAAAACGGAAAAGUGAGGAAUCCACUUGAUGAGCUCGAAAACCUCCUACUCGUCGACGGGCAGCAGAUGCGCAAAAUUAUUACUAUCAAUGGCCAAAUGCCCGGUCCAAAUAUCAUCGUCAACAAAGGAGCGCUUGUGAAAAUUCAUGUCAAGAGCAGGGCUCUAAAUAGACUAGUCCAGGCUCGGACGUAG
Oikopleura dioica is the source of this 465-nucleotide messenger RNA. Lineage: Eukaryota; Metazoa; Chordata; Appendicularia; Copelata; Oikopleuridae. The record is from the annotation of a GenBank genome assembly.